Messenger RNA from Penicillium macrosclerotiorum, 2004 nucleotides. Its product is annotated as glycoside hydrolase family 2 protein. The record is from RefSeq and is a predicted model, not a curated record. Gene Ontology annotation, molecular function: hydrolase activity, hydrolyzing O-glycosyl compounds. Bases 1 to 2004 code for a protein of 667 amino acids. NCBI's taxonomy places the organism in Eukaryota, Fungi, Ascomycota, Eurotiomycetes, Eurotiales, Aspergillaceae. The transcript has 3 exons. Gene Ontology annotation, biological process: carbohydrate metabolic process.
AUGACACCAUCCUACCCACGUCCCGACUUCCAACGCAAAGCCCUAAACUGGGCCUCCCUCGACGGGCCCUGGGACUUCAUCUUCGACGACACCAACAGCGGCCUCCCCUCCCAAUGGCACCGCACCGGUCUCCCCUCCCAUUCUGCCUCCCAACCCAAACGCACUAUCACAGUCCCCUACGCCUUCCAAACCCCCGCCUCCGGCAUCGCCCUCCUAGAAGCCCACGAGAUCCUCUGGUACGAGCGCCGCAUCACAGACAUCCGCACCGCCGCGGAGAAAGCCGCCUCCCACCGCCUCCUCCUGCGCUUCGGCGCCGUCGACUACGAAUGCACUGUCUGGCUGGACGGCGCCCUGGUCGGCGCCCACACCGGCGGCCACGUCCCGUUCGACCUAGACCUGACAGACGAAUGGCCAGCGGCGCCGACAGCGCGGCUGGUCCUGCGCGUGCGCGACUCACCCGCGGAUCUGGCUCAGCCGCGCGGCAAGCAGUACUGGAAGCCCGUGCCGGAAAGCAUAUUCUACACGCCAAGCGGCGGGAUCUGGCAGAGCGUUUGGGUGGAGAGCGUGCCGGCGAUGCGGGUUGCGUGUGGGAGCGGGGGCACGGUGCUGCGAGCGGAUGAUGUCGCGGGUGGGAUGCUGCGUGCGAGAAUUGCGGUCCUUGGGCGGACGCCCGGGGCGGAGGGUUGCGUGGAGGUUGAGGCGCGGCUGGCGGGGCGGACGGUUGGGCGGGGGCGGGCGACGCUGCCGGCGGAGCGGGACUGGGUAGCGGUGGAGGUGGGGAUGCGGGUUGGAGGGGAAGCGGAGAGGGAGCUGGCGGGGCGAGCCGGGCAGGUGUUUGGGGUCGAGGGAGCGUGGCAGAAUGGAGUUGCAAUGUGGGCGCCGGAGCACCCUAUUCUGUAUGAGGUUGUGCUGCGGGUGGUCGACGGCGAGGGGCGGGUGGUUGACGAGGUCGAAACGAGCGCUGGAAUGCGCAGUCUGUCGUGGCAGAACGGGGAUGGCACAUUCCGGCUUAAUGGGCGGCCGUACUUCCAGAUGCUGUUCCUUGACCAGGGGUAUUGGCCAGAGACGGGGCUGACGCCGCCGUCGGAGGACGCGCUGAAGGCGGAUAUCGUGAUGGCCCAGGCGAUGGGGUUCAAUGGGUGCCGCAAGCACCAGAAGGUCGAGGAUCCGCGGUUUCACUACUGGGCGGACCGGUUGGGAUAUCUAGUGUGGGGGGAGAUGGCGAAUGCGUACGAGUUCGGCAGCGAUUAUAUCGAGCGCAUGAAUGCCGAGUGGACGGAAGCUGUCAAGCGUGAUAUCAACCACCCAUGCGUCAUUACCUGGACGCCGAACAACGAGAGUUGGGCCUAUAAGUCGCUAAAGGAUAACAUCGACCAGCGGAAUCAUAUUCGCUCGUUAUACUACUUGACGAAAACAUUGGACCCCAGUCGCCCUAUCAAUGACAAUUGCGGCUGGGAACACGUCUUGACCGAUCUAACCACCUACCACGACUAUGCCGACUCUAUUGAACUGGCCGCCACCUGCGCCAAAAUGGAAGGUGGGAUCCUGGGUCCUAAGGGUGGCCGUGAAAUGUUCACGAAGCCGAUCUACUCCGGCUUCUCAGGACACACUCUCCUCGACCCUGGGGCACAGCACCAAGCCGGUGCCCCUGUCAUCUGCACCGAGUUCGGCGGGGUCAAUAUCGCGCCGCCGAAGGACGCGAAGGGGGGCGAGCGGGAUUGGGGGUACACCACGGCCACCGAUGUGGACGACUUCCUGCGGCGCUUUGAGAAACUGGUGAUGGCAAUCGUCAAGGGAGGCCACACCUGCGGCCUCGUCUAUACCCAGCUCUGCGAUAUCGAGCAGGAGGUCAACGGGCUAUACUCGUAUGACCGCAAGGAGAAGGUCCCUGCGACCAAGGUGAAAGCCAUCAUGGAUGCUGCUCAGGAUUACUACUACGAGCAUGUGCAAGCACACGGACCGAAGGGUCUCCGAAAGUUGCUGCAUUCUUUGCACCGAUCUUGA